Messenger RNA from Cordyceps fumosorosea ARSEF 2679, 450 nucleotides. Its product is annotated as calmodulin. Gene Ontology annotation, molecular function: enzyme regulator activity; calcium ion binding. Bases 1 to 450 code for a protein of 149 amino acids. The record is from RefSeq and is a predicted model, not a curated record. Gene Ontology annotation, biological process: spindle pole body organization. Lineage: Eukaryota; Fungi; Ascomycota; Sordariomycetes; Hypocreales; Cordycipitaceae. The transcript has 7 exons. Gene Ontology annotation, cellular component: central plaque of spindle pole body.
AUGGCUGAUUCCCUUACUGAAGACCAGGUCGCCGAGUUCAAGGAGGCUUUCUCUCUCUUUGACAAGGAUGGUGAUGGCCAAAUCACGACCAAGGAGCUCGGCACUGUCAUGCGCUCCCUUGGCCAGAACCCUUCCGAGUCGGAGCUUCAGGAUAUGAUCAACGAGGUCGAUGCCGACAACAACGGCACCAUCGAUUUCCCUGAAUUUCUUACUAUGAUGGCCCGCAAGAUGAAGGAUACCGAUUCUGAGGAGGAAAUCAUGGAAGCCUUCAAGGUUUUCGACCGCGACAACAACGGCUUCAUUUCCGCUGCUGAGCUGCGACAUGUCAUGACUUCUAUCGGCGAGAAGCUUACCGAUGAUGAAGUUGACGAGAUGAUCCGCGAGGCUGAUCAGGACGGUGAUGGCCGCAUUGACUAUAACGAGUUUGUCCAGCUCAUGAUGCAAAAAUAA